AUGCUCUCUCGAAAUAUUCGCGCCACUCAAAAUAUCUUUUUGGGUGAAUUCCGGCAGGACAGGACCAGUUUGCUCCGCGUCAUCCCUAGCCUACUAAACUUCAAAUGCGACAAGCAUGAGAUAAAAUACAAGCCAUACGUUCCACCAGCCUUCCAAGAUCAUGAUCAUAAGAAUAUGAAGUUGAAACGGCCUAUGUCUCCCCAUGUCACCAUGUAUGCUCCAACCUUGCCUGCGAUGACUUCGAUAGCGCAAAGAGCCACUGGUGCCAUCGUAACUUUCUACGCGUUAGGUCUCGCCUGGGGCUCCCUGUUCCUCUCCAACGGCAUCGAGACGUACGUGUCUGUUAUACAGAGUCUUAACUUAGGCGCCAUGAUGGUAUUCAUACUCAAAAUAUUGUUGGGAGCACCUUUCGCUUUCCAUUACUUCAAUGCGUUUCGCUACGUCAUAUGGAACACCGCGAGAUGGUUGGACCUUAAGAAGGUUUAUGAGACCAGCAAACAAUCCAUGGCAGCUGCUGCAGUCAUGACACUUCUGUUUGCCAUCAUUUAA
This is a messenger RNA of Helicoverpa zea (corn earworm), 549 nucleotides long. Its product is annotated as succinate dehydrogenase cytochrome b560 subunit, mitochondrial-like. Bases 1 to 549 code for a protein of 182 amino acids. Gene Ontology annotation, cellular component: membrane. NCBI's taxonomy places the organism in Eukaryota, Metazoa, Arthropoda, Insecta, Lepidoptera, Noctuidae. The transcript has 3 exons. The record is from RefSeq and is a predicted model, not a curated record. Gene Ontology annotation, molecular function: succinate dehydrogenase activity; electron transfer activity. Gene Ontology annotation, biological process: tricarboxylic acid cycle; mitochondrial electron transport, succinate to ubiquinone.